GCCCUCCUCCCCUGACCCCACGUGAGCUGCUGAUGCUUCCAGCACCCACGCCUGAUUUCCCUCCUGCCCCACAGAGAGUGUGCGGGACUCCUGGAAGGAAGAUGCCUUAUUUGGGUACCAGUUUCUUAAUGGCACCAACCCCAUGGUGCUGAGGCGCUCUGUUCACCUUCCUGCUCGCCUUGUGUUCCCUCCAGGCAUGGAGGAACUGCAGGCCCAGCUGGAGAAGGAGCUGGAGGGAGGCACAUUGUUUGAAGCUGACUUCUCCCUGCUGGAUGGGAUCAAGGCCAACGUCAUUCUCUGUAGCCAGCAACAUCUGGUUGCCCCUCUGGUCAUGCUGAAACUGCAGCUUGAUGGGAAACUCUUGCCCAUGGUCAUCCAGCUCCAACUGCCCAGCACAGGAUUCCCGCCACCUCCACUUUUCUUGCCCACGGAUUCUCCAAUGGCCUGGCUUCUGGCCAAAUGCUGGGUGCGCAGCUCUGACUUCCAGCUCCAUGAGCUGCAGUCUCAUCUUCUGAGGGGACACUUGAUGGCUGAGGUCAUUGCUGUGGCCAUCUGAGGUGCCUGUCAUUGAUACAUCCUAUCUUCAAGGCACCUAGGGGAGGUUCUCCUGGAUAUCUUCACAGACAUCCUGCAUAGCUGUUAAACUCAGAAGUCUAUCCAUCCCAGGUCUGCUUUUUGCCUCAUAAGAUUUCAUUUGCAAAAGGGUCCCAAUGCUAAAACAAAAUCUUUGAAUAUCAUCAAGCUAAUCUCAUCCCAUUGUUUUACUGUGAGGAAACUGAGGCUUGGAGUGAGAACACCUUGCCAGUCGCAUGGCAUUUGGCCCACCUGCAGUGGUACUGCCCCCAUCAGUCUACCAGAGUAGCAAAGAUUUCACCAGUGGAAACUCAUGUAUUUAGUGUUAAUGGCCUGUCCACGUUUCCCUUUAAAAAGACCAGGAGAGGCCGGGCGUAGUGGCUCAGGCCUGUAAUCCCAGCACUUUGGGAGGCCGAGGCGGGCAGAUCACGAGGUCAAGAGAUCGAGACCAUCUUGGCAAACAUGGUGAAACCCCGUCUCCAUUGAAAAUACAAAAAUUAGCUGGGUGUGGUGGCACACGCCUGUAGUCCCAGCUACUUGGGAGGCUGAGGCAGGAGAAUCACUUGAACCCGGGAGGCAGAGGUUGCAGUGAGCCGAGAUCGCAGCACUGCACUCCAGCCUGGUGACAGAGCGAGACUCCAUCCCCUCCCCCCACAGCCGCCAAAAAAAAAAAAAAAAGACCAGGAGAGAAGGGCUAAGUAAUUAAAUUUCUCCUUAGUGUGUAUUCAUUGAUCAGAUUUUUUUUUUUUUAACCAAGGCUACUUCACCCAUUAGUCAUAAUAGGGUACAGUCCUAAAGCCUGUGAAUUUUUCAAGGGCCUGCAAAAAUCGUUGAGGCCCGAAAAAUUGAUUGGCUUCAAAAUACAAAAAGAAAACAAAAUUGAAAUUAAUAAGUGAUAUAGUUUGGAUAUUUGUUCCUUCAAUCUCCUGUUGAAAUUUGAUCCCUGGUGUUCGAGAUGGAACCUAGUGGGAGGUAUUUGGACCAUGGGGGCGGAUCCCUCAGGAAUUGAGUUCUCACUCCUGGUUCCCGCAGGAUAUCGCUGCUGAAAACAGUCUGGCACCUCCCCUCUCUCUUGCUCCUUUGCUCUCUCCCUGUGAUGCCUGCUCCCCUUCAUCUUCCAUCAUCAGUAGAAGCCCCCUGAAGCCCUCGCCAGAAGCAGAGGCUGUUGCCAUGCUUCUUGUACAGCCUGUAGAAUUGUGAACCAAAU
Symphalangus syndactylus (siamang) is the source of this 1780-nucleotide messenger RNA. Its product is annotated as polyunsaturated fatty acid lipoxygenase ALOX15-like. Lineage: Eukaryota; Metazoa; Chordata; Mammalia; Primates; Hylobatidae. Gene Ontology annotation, biological process: lipid oxidation. The record is from RefSeq and is a predicted model, not a curated record. Gene Ontology annotation, molecular function: oxidoreductase activity, acting on single donors with incorporation of molecular oxygen, incorporation of two atoms of oxygen; metal ion binding.